AUGUCUCCAACACUAGGCUGGUAUGGCCUCGGCUCCAUGGGCCUCGGAAUGGCCUCGAAUCUGCAAAAACACCUUCAAUCGCAGAAUCUGUCCGCCCUCCACUACAGCAACCGCACAUUAUCUCGCGGCAAUUCACUGAAAGAGCUCGGAGCGAUUCCUGAAGAUGAUUUUGAAAGUGUGGUCAAAAAGGCGGAUAUCAUCUUCACCAUGAUAUCAGACGACGCUGUCCUCGACGAGAUAAUAUCAAAAGCAACCUCCGUCGAUUCCGUAACUGGCAAAAUCUUCGUCGACACAUCCACCGUCCACCCAGAUACUGCUGCGUCUGCAUCAGCGAAGCUUGCUCAGCACGGCGCAGUGUUUAUAUCCUCCCCCGUCUUCGGUGCGAGUGCGGUGGCAGCAGCAGGGAAACUCAUCUUCGUAAUGGCCGGUCCUGCAAACGCCCUGGAAAUAGCACGACCAUACAUUAUAGACGUCAUGGGGCGGAGUAUCAUCAGCAUGGGCGAAGAUGUGCGCAAGUCAAGUUUACUCAAGAUAUCCGGUAACAUAAUCGUGAUAAGCCUAAUGCAAACCCUCUCCGAAACACACGUCUUCGCCGAACGCACCGGCCUCGGCACCGCGCAAAUCGAACAAUUCAUCUCCGACAUGUUCGGGCCUGUGCUGGAGAGCUACUCGAAGCGGAUCACCACCGGUGCGUAUGCGCCUCCCCGUGGUACGCCUCCGGGCUUUGCAGCGAGACUGGCGAGUAAGGAUACGGGACAUGCGUUGGCGAUUGCGAAAGAGCAUAAUGUGAGGCUGGGGAGUGUGGAGAUGGCGCUGGGGAGGCUGGAAAGGGCGAGAGAGUAUGCUGGGGAGGAGUUGGAUAGUUCUGCUAUGUAUGGGAUUGCGAGGAUGGAGGCGGGGAUGAGUUUUUGGAGUGAGAAUAGUAGGCAGGAGUAG
Molecule: messenger RNA, 936 nt
Organism: Aspergillus wentii DTO 134E9
Lineage: Eukaryota; Fungi; Ascomycota; Eurotiomycetes; Eurotiales; Aspergillaceae
Product: NAD(P)-dependent oxidoreductase
Exons: 4
Coding region: 1-936 (311 amino acids)
Molecular function (GO): oxidoreductase activity, acting on the CH-OH group of donors, NAD or NADP as acceptor; NADP binding; NAD binding
Source: RefSeq, a predicted model, not a curated record